CCAGUCUGGUUGGUAAUCCUCGUCUGAAAAAAGCCUGUUGUGGCGUGGGACUGAGAAAAGGGGGUGAGAUAGACAGACAGACCCAGCCUGCAGUACGGAGCCGCAGCCUCGCAGCCAGGAGCCACUCAGCAAGGACCUGUCACAUCACAGUACUGCAGCCCCACAGAGGACCCAGGCACCUGAAGGGCGAGAGAGAAGAACAGAGAGCAAAAGAGAGCAAAAGAGAGGAGACCAAUCACAGGGUACGACGAGGGCACCACACCACAUCACACCAGCCAGAAAUGCAAACACCACCAAACUUUUGGAGAAAAGACUAAACUUUUUUCCUCUUGAUCAAAAGGAGACCUGUGCUGAGUUACAUAGUACCUGAUAGUUGGCUGAACAGCAGUGUUAUACUGUUCUAGAGUGAGUUCUAGGGUGAUCCGAGAGUGUUCCAGAGCGUUCGGGAGAGUUCCAAGCGUGUUCUAGAGUGAGUUCUAGGGUGAUCCGAGAGUGUUCCAGAGAGUUCCCGGGAGAGUUCCAAGCGUAUUCUAGAGUGUUCUAUACAGUGUUCUAGAAUAUUUUCAUCGGCCAUAGGAUCUGUGGGAACUAGAGCCAGACAGCAGGAUGAGUGCCACUGAAGACAUAGCAAAGGACUACUAUGACUACCCUGAUUGGAACAUGGAGAACCCUGUGCCUACCAAGGUCCCAGCUGAAGUAAUCCCACCAUGUGACCCUACAGCUGAUGAUAGACUCUACCACAUCUGCAUCUCUGCCAUUUCUCUGGUGGUCAUGUUGAUCCUAGCAUUCCUUGCCAGGAGGAUGAAGCUGGCGGAUGGGCAGAAAAGGAGUUUACUCAGCCCAGUGAACUUCCUGGACCACACGCAACACAAGGGCUUAGCUGUAGCAGUGUUUGGAGUGCUGUUCUGCAAACUGUUUGGUCUGGUCAUAGCACCAAACCCUCUUCCCUUCACCACAGACCAAGCCAACAAACAGUAUUGGAUUAUCGUCUCGCUGUUCUACUACCCUGUCCUGUACUUCCCUCUCCUGGCCUGUGGAACGCUUCGUAACGCCGUGGGGUACGUCCUGGGCUCCCUGCUUUCCUGGACUCACUUUGGGGUCCUCGUCUGGCAGAAGGCCGACUGCCCCAAGACACCAGAGAUCUAUAAGUACUACUCCCUGUUGGCCAGUCUGCCCCAGGUCUGUUGCCUGGCCUUCCUCAGUUUCCAGUAUCCUCUGCUGCUGUUCAAGGGCCUGAAGGGGACAGAGAAAACUACUGCUGGCGAGGACCUGAGCAGCAGCUACUACAAUGACUACGUCAAGAAUAUACUAAAGAAGAAGAAGCCUUCCAAAACCAGUACAAGCACAGAGAAGCCCACACUGGUGGAGAGGAUAACUGAUGCUGUGAAGUCCUACAUCUACAUACCAGAGGAAGUUUUCCGGUUUCCCCUGAAGCUGGCGAUAUCUGGAGUAGUGUCAUUUACCGCUCUUUACCAGAUGGCUUUGGUGUUUGUGACCAGCGUGGUGCCGACGCUCCAGAUUGUCCGUCAAGGCAUCAACGAAGAUAUCGCCUUCCUAUUGGCCGGUUUCAACAUCAUAUUAUCAGAGGACAGGGCCGAAGUGGUCCGGAUAGUGGUCUACUACAUGUGGUGUGUAGAAGUGUGCUACCUCUCUGCGAUGACCCUGUCCUGCUCAGUGAACCUGGUCAUGCUCAUGAGGUCCAUGGUCCUGCACCGGUCUAACCUGAAGGGGCUGUAUAGAGGAGACAUGUAUAAUGUAUAUAACUGCCAGAGGAGUAUCAGACCAUCUCGUCCUGCCCUGGUCUGCUGGAUGGGAUUCACCAGCUUCCAGGCUGCUCACAUCUGCUUAGGUAUGCUGAUCCAGACCAUAGUGUUCUUCCUGUGUCUGCUGAUCGCUGUGUUCCUCAUCAUCAUCCCCAUCUUCCACGGACAGAACCUCAUGCUCUUCAAGGUCCUGGGGAACAUGUGGCCGUUCUGGUUGAUGCUGUUCUCAGUUGUAGUGGUCCAACAUGUCACCACCAGGUUCUGCUUCAUUAAGAAGUCUACAGGGACACGGGACCUCCACAACAGGGGUAGUCUCUUCCUGCUGACCUACCUGUUGUUCCCGGUCAAUGUUCUGAUUGGUGUGGUGCUGGGGGUGUGGCGGCUGGUCAUCACGGCCCUGUUCAAUAUCGUCCACCUGGGACGCAUGGACAUCAGCCUCCUCAACCGCAAUGUAGAGGCCUUUGACCCCGCCUAUCGUUGCUAUGCUCACUAUCUAAAGAUUGAAGUGAGUCAGAGUCACCCGGUGAUGAAGGCCUUCUGUGGGAUGAUGCUGCAGUGUGCCAGGCAAGACGGGGCCGAAAAGAAGGCAAGAGAUGCAGAGGAAGGCAUCCAGCUAGUCAAUCAGGAGAAGAAGCCACAGCAUAAGGUUUCCAUCUCUAAACGGGCACGGGGCCACUGGCAGCUCCUCUACACCCUGGUCAACAACCCCUCGCUGGUGGGCUCCAGGAAGCACUUCCAGCGUCAGAACAACGAGAGCUUCUUCAACGGAACACUCAACUGGGCUGCAAAAGAGGGGAUCAAGAAGGAGGCAGGAAACAUGGAGGCAGGGAAGGAAACGGAGGCAGUGACUAACUGAGACUGAACGUGUCCCCCAGGCUUGUGGUCAACUCCAUUCCAAUUCAGGAAGCAAACUGAAAUUUAAAGCUGCAUUAUGUAACUAUUUGGGUGACCUGACCAAAUUCAGUGAGUCAUAGAUCUGUCAGUAGCAUUGAAAGCCUGUCUAAGAAGUGAUAGCUCUGUUCUGUGUGCUAUUUCUAUGCUUCCCGUUUUUAAGUUUUGGUUUUGUACACCAGCCUCAAACAAGAUGUUUGCUUCUUAAAGAUAUUUCACAGUGGUUUAGAUGGUUUAGAUUUAUUAUGAUCCCCAUUAGCCGACGCAGAUGGAGACAGCUAGUCUAACUGGGGUCUGAUACCAUGGAGACAGCUAGUCUAACUGGGGUCUGAUACCAUGGAGACAGCUAGUCUAACUGGGGUCUGAUACCAUGGAGACAGCUAGUCUAACUGGGGUCUGAUACCAUGGAGACAGCUAGUCUAACUGGGGUCUGAUACCAUGGAGACAGCUAGUCUAACUGGGGUCUGAUACCAUGGAGACAGCUAGUCUAACUGGGGUCUGAUACCAUGGAGACAGCUAGUCUAACUGGGGUCUGAUACCAUGGAGACAGCUAGUCUAACUGGG
This is a messenger RNA of Oncorhynchus keta (chum salmon), 3218 nucleotides long. Its product is annotated as receptor for retinol uptake stra6-like. Lineage: Eukaryota; Metazoa; Chordata; Actinopteri; Salmoniformes; Salmonidae. Gene Ontology annotation, molecular function: retinol transmembrane transporter activity; signaling receptor activity. Gene Ontology annotation, biological process: vitamin A import into cell. The coding region runs from base 607 to 2619 and encodes 670 amino acids. The record is from RefSeq and is a predicted model, not a curated record. Gene Ontology annotation, cellular component: plasma membrane. The transcript has 17 exons.